AUGUACGUGGUACAAUUUUCUGGCUUAUUAUCGAAACAGUUCAGUACGACUUAUGCUCGAAACGGAAAUAGGUUAGCUUCUUCUUUUCGACAAUACGAAAACUAUGGAAGAUUUUGCGAAUAUCGCAAAAGAGUAGCCCUUUGGUUGAAAGAACAAGGUGGACAAAUAGUCGAAGCUUGUGCCAGACAAUUUGAAUUUAUCGCUGCACAACGUGUCAGGAGAAGCUUGCAAAUAUUUCACUUGUACACACGAAUAUGGGAUGAUAUAGCGCUUAAGGAGUUUAUGAAAACUUGGAGGAAUCGCGCUUUAAAGAAUAGCAAGCAUUUUCUAAUGAGCAGCAUUGGGGUAACAAUGUAUAACUGGGAUCGUGAGAGAAUAAGCGAAGAUGAAUUAAAUAGUUGUAAGCAGGAAAUCGAAGGGAUUCACAAGCUGAAAGAUUCUACGGUGAUUUGUGCAAAAUGCCAUCUAAGAAUUGUUAUAGAUGCUCAACAACCAGGUGUUAAAUAUUGCACGUGCUACGGUGAUAAAUUUAACGCCACUUCGAAUGAAGAUCCGGACGGAUGGAGACCGUACAUAGAACGGCAAGACAUGCUCAUUUGGAGAAAGGAAGAACCAAAUUCUGGAGGAUUAUUCGCGUAUAAAGUAUACGGUACGUUUUCGGACGUAACCGCGGAAGACUUUUUACAAACACAAAUAGACGUCGACUAUAGAAAAAAGUGGGACCCAACAGCUCGAGAAUUACAGAUUAUAGAUACCGAUCCUAAAUCGCAAAAGUCCGUGGACGAUAGUACCGAUAUAAUAUAUUGGGAAACGAUAUGGCCGAGAUUGUUCGCAAACAGAGACUACGUGUACCAGCGACGAUGGGUCGUGGAUAAAGAGAAACGGUUAAUUAUAAUUAUAAACAGAGUAACGGAACAUCCUGGUGCACCUACUAAACCCGGGAUAUACAGAGUCAAUACGUACUGGUCGUACAUGGUGAUAAGGCCUUACACUGAAUUCCAUCAGCCAGGCAUUGAAUUUGGGUUGACCUAUUUCGACGAUCCUGGCGUAAAUAUUCCAUCUGCGGUUACAGCGUGGGUUGCGAUGGCAGGAUUACCAGACUUUCUUAUUCGUAUGAGGCAAGCGUCGAAAAAUUACAAAAAUUACAAACUUAUGAGAGAAAGUGAAAAUGUGUCUAAUACGAAACGCAACAUUUCUACGAGGGACGAGGACAUUUCCCAGCGUAAUAUCGAAAAGGAUAAGACGGAAAGAGGGAAAGAAAAUGAAACGGUGAAUGAAAGAAACGCGAAGGAACGUGACGAUCUCGUUGAAGAAAGUGAAAUGUUUGGGUUUAUGGAAACACAAGAAGAUAGCGACGAGAGUGAAGAAGAUGACGAUGACACGAAUGGUACAACAACAGACUCAACCGACGAAGGCAGGGGGUUAUUACGUUAUAUCUUCCUUACAAAAUUAUUUGUCUGACCAAUAAUUACAAUAUGUUUGAUAUAAUGAAAUUGGUUUUGGCCAAUAGAAAUACUUUAACGUGACGUUGUG
Molecule: messenger RNA, 1533 nt
Organism: Habropoda laboriosa
Lineage: Eukaryota; Metazoa; Arthropoda; Insecta; Hymenoptera; Apidae
Product: stAR-related lipid transfer protein 7, mitochondrial
Exons: 6
Coding region: 1-1461 (486 amino acids)
Molecular function (GO): lipid binding
Source: RefSeq, a predicted model, not a curated record